Molecule: messenger RNA, 2118 nt
Organism: Pecten maximus
Lineage: Eukaryota; Metazoa; Mollusca; Bivalvia; Pectinida; Pectinidae
Product: tigger transposable element-derived protein 4-like
Exons: 1
Coding region: 1-2118 (705 amino acids)
Cellular component (GO): nucleus
Molecular function (GO): DNA binding
Source: RefSeq, a predicted model, not a curated record
AUGACCGAUAUGAGUAUCAAGACCUUGUGGAAAAUGGACGAAUCACUUGAUAUCUCUGAGGUAAGUGAGGGUGCGAGUCCCUCCACACCCACAGCACAGAUCAAUAUUCCAACGGUUUCAAUCAUCAAUGUGAUUAGUGAUAAAACAUUAUGGAAAUUGGAAGAAUCCCCCGAUAUUCCCGAGGUGAGUGAGGGUGCAAGUCCCUCUACACCAGCAUCACAGAUCGGGGUAGAAAAUGGUGUCGCAAUAUCACCCGAGACUGAUGUAGCUGAUGAAAUUGAAACCGAGAGUCAUGUUGCCCUUGGAAAUAUACCCAGUAAUUUAUGUAUACCAGACAGAACAGGACUGAUUUUGACCUCAAAUGGCAGAUAUGCAGUGAAAAGAAAACUAAAUGUCAAAUCCAUCGAAACAAAGUAUGAAGCUAUACUUGCUGUGGAACGUGGGAAUAGGAGAAAGUCAGAUAUUGCAAAAGAUUUUGGUAUUCCAUCAAAUACCUUAUCAUCAUGGCUGAAGUGUGCAGACAAAAUAAAAAACGCAUUUUUGAAUAGUACUUAUGGUCCGGAGAGGAAGAAAAUGCGGACAGGACACUUUGAGUACAUUGAACAGGCUCUUUACAAAUGGUAUGAUGAUGCCAGACGACAAAACUUACCAAUUUCUGGUACAAUACUGAAGAAUAUAGCAGGAGAAAUUGCAAGUAGUAUGGGAGAAACCAACUUUAAAUGUUCAACAGGAUGGUUAGACAGAUUCAAAGGACGUUACGCAAUUAGUUUUAAAAAUGACAAAGGCAAAUGCUUUCCAACGUUAUGUUCACAAUCACAUCCAAAUGACAUUUACAAUGCAACAGAAACAGGAUUGUUGUAUUGUGUUCUUCCAAGUAAAGAAAGCCUCAGCACUUUAAACUUUCCCAAAGCACAGAACAAUGAUGAAAGGUUGACACUGAUGGUUGGUACAAAUAUGACGGGUACAGAUAAGUUGCCUCUGCUUGUGAUAGGUAAAGAGGACAAUCCUUUCAAAUCUGGAAGCCCUGUAUCUCCAGUAUCCGGUUUAAAAUAUGUUUCAAAUGAUAAUGUAUUUAUGACAUCAGAAAUUUUCAUGGAAUGGAUUUUGGAUUUGGAUGUGAGAUUUUAUGAAAAGAACAGAAAAGUUACCUUGAUAUUAGACAGGAAUGCUGUUCAUCCAGCUGUAGAAGGUCUGAGGGCGAUAUCACUUGUGUUCGUUCCAGCUACAGAUCGAAAACUUCAACCAAUGAAUCAGGGAGUUUUACACCAGCUCAAAGUCCAUUACAGACGAAAUCUGAUCGCAAGACAAGAGCAACUUAAUGACACAGACUUAAAAAUUGAUAUUAAAGAUGCCAUCUUGCUCUUGGAAGAAGCUUGGAAUUGUGUUGGUCCUGCAAAAAUCUUCAAUUCCUUUAAACUGUCUGGAAUAAAAUCGUUGGAUGUUGAGGAGGGAGAUACAAUUCCAACAACAGAUGAUGAGGAUGAAGACAGAAAUUCUAAUUCACAUACAUACAGCUUCCAGCGAAUUUUGGACGAGUAUGCACGGGUGGAUGAGAACAUUUCUACGUGUGAGCCUCAGACUUGUCGACCAAAUGAUGAUUCUGGAGUCGUGAAUAACAGUACAGCAUUAGAAAAAUACUAUUCCAAAUUGUUUAGGACAGGGCAUAUUGGUGCCUCAACAUCAACAUCUCGUAAAGGUUUUGAUGGCAAGCAGUCCGAUGCAAGUGAACAUUCAUUUGGUAGUCGCUUGUCCCAACUGCCAGUGACGGACAUAUCAGAUGAUAAUGUGAUGAUGAUGCGGAAUCAAAAUUAUGGAGUUGGUGACCACAGUACGGACGCUGGUCAGCAGAACAGGUCACAGAGUGCUUCUGAGGACAAUCGUACCGUUCCAUCAACAAUGGAUGCAAUGCAAGCAUGUGUUACUCUGAGAGCCUACCUUGAAGCUCAGAAUCAUACAAGUGAACUUCUUGAAACCUUGGCAAAGAUAUCAGAUCGUGUGAUGAAAGAAGCCCUUGUGGAGCACCAGCAAAAUGCUUCAGAAAGAAGUGGAAGGACCCGUUCAUUCAGCAGUGACUCUGAACAGUUUCAUGUGAAACAUGAAAAUGUUGACUUUCAGUAG